Messenger RNA from Racocetra persica, 714 nucleotides. Lineage: Eukaryota; Fungi; Glomeromycota; Glomeromycetes; Diversisporales; Gigasporaceae. The record is from the annotation of a GenBank genome assembly.
AUGAAGUCCGCUGCACCUUCUAGCGGUGUUAAUAGUCAUCGAGAGCAAAACUAUCAGGUGGGGAUGAUGAGACAAAACUCAACUGCUACGAGAGUAUCCCACGAUGCUAAAAAGUUCAAGGUCAUGAAAAUGGCUCAGGCGGCAAGAUGCCUUUGGUGGAAAGCCAUAAAAUUCAAGGAGCAUGUGUGGACCGCAAGGUUCAUGAAUCUAACCAACGGGCAAAUGGCAAUCGGUAUUCGAGUUCGAGAUGGAAUGAAGAUCUGGCAAUACGGAGCAAGCUGGAAAGACAGCAAUGCCUUGGAUCGACCGAAUCGACACACUGAACUGAUGGUAAAUGUUCACCGAAAGGAAAAUUCCCGGGUCCUCCCGGGAUUUUGCACCAAAAAUCCACGGCUCGACAAUAUUCAUGCUAUUUGGCGGUCCAUGCAGCUCUCACUGUGCAAUAAUUUGAUAGGCUUUUUGGAAAAAUGGUUGGGGAGUCGCGACCCUGUAGAAUGUGGCAGCACGAAAGGGUCCACCUCUUCGGACAGUGGAUGGUGGGGAGAAUCAGACUUAAAUGAGCUAAUGCUUCGAGGGUUAUUUGGUAGUAACUUGGGCAAAACCCGUGGUGAAGAUGGUCUGAGUGAAACUCCCGGAAUCAUGCUUACCAUCCGAUCUAAUCUACUCGAUCCCUGGAAUUGGGCUAAUGUUAACCAUAGGAAUUGUGAUGCAUAG